Molecule: messenger RNA, 1467 nt
Organism: Propithecus coquereli (Coquerel's sifaka)
Lineage: Eukaryota; Metazoa; Chordata; Mammalia; Primates; Indriidae
Gene: OXGR1
Product: oxoglutarate (alpha-ketoglutarate) receptor 1
Exons: 3
Coding region: 228-1241 (337 amino acids)
Biological process (GO): G protein-coupled receptor signaling pathway
Cellular component (GO): plasma membrane
Molecular function (GO): G protein-coupled receptor activity
Source: RefSeq, a predicted model, not a curated record
AAUCUUGGAAUCUCAAUCUGUGAUGCUCAUAGGUGUGCUGGCAUUAGGAUAGAGAUCUGUCCUCAAACUGUGUUUUCCCAGAAAAUGACACCCUGCAGCUAGCCUCAGACAAUCACAAUCACUUUACAAUUUCAGAGAAAAAAAAUAGAAGUUGAAAUUGGUAAUCUUGAUGAAAAUCAACAAAAUACAGAUCGAAAGGGAGCACUGAGAGAUGAAAGGAGUCAACCAUGCAUGAGUCACCAGACAAUGCAGCAAAUGCUUCUGAUUUCCCGGACUAUACAGUUACUUUCGAAAAUUGCACUGAUGAAAAAAUCCCACUCAAGAUGCACUACCUCCCUGUUAUCUACGGCAUCAUCUUCCUCGUAGGCUUUCCAGGUAAUGCAGUAGCAAUUUCCACUUACAUUUUCAAAAUGCGACCCUGGAAAAGCAGCACCAUCAUUAUGCUGAACCUUGCCUGCACAGAUCUGCUGUAUCUCACCAGCCUCCCCUUCCUGAUUCACUACUACGCCAGCGGCGAAAAUUGGAUCUUUGGGGAUUUCAUGUGCAAGUUUAUCCGCUUCGGCUUCCAUUUCAACUUGUACAGCAGCAUCCUCUUCCUUACCUGUUUCAGCAUCUUCCGCUACUGUGUGAUCAUUCACCCGAUGAGCUGCUUUUCCAUUCACAAAACUCGAUGGGCGGUGGUAGCCUGUGCUGUGGUGUGGAUCAUUUCACUGGUGGCUGUCAUCCCCAUGACCUUCCUGAUCACAUCAACCACCAGGACCAAUAGAUCUGCCUGUCUUGACCUCACCAGUUCGGAUGACCUCACUACGAUUAAAUGGUACAAUCUAAUUUUGACUGCCACCACUUUCUGCCUCCCCUUGGUGAUAGUGACACUUUGCUAUACAACGAUCAUCUACACCCUCACCCAAGGGCCUCAGACUCGCAGCUGCCUUAAGCAGAAAGCUCGAAGGCUAACCAUUCUGCUACUCCUAGUAUUUUACAUUUGCUUUUUACCCUUCCAUAUCUUGAGGGUCAUUCGGAUUGAAUCUCGCCUGCUUUCAAUCAGCUGCUCCAUCGAGAAUCACAUCCAUGAAGCUUACAUCGUUUCCAGACCAUUAGCUGCCCUGAACACCUUUGGUAACCUGCUACUGUAUGUGGUGGUCAGCGACAACUUCCAGCAGGCCGUCUGUUCAAUAGGGAGAUGCAAAGCAACUGGGGACCUCGAGCAAGCAAAAAAAAUCAGUUACUCAAACAACCCUUGAGAUACUGCAUUUACUCGACCAAAAAUAAGAGGCUGCUGAUACUUUACCUAUCACUCCUAAGAAGUCCAUAACAUCUCCCUCCAUGGAACUCCUAGUAAAUACUGUGUAUUCAGGUAAUUAUGUGCCAAAACCAGGACAGGGCUAUUAGGAGUUCUUUGCAAUCCGUUUAUUGAGAUCCUCCCUUGGGUAUAAGGAUGGAAUGCAUGCCUGUCAGUAAAGUAUUCAU